Messenger RNA from Daktulosphaira vitifoliae (grape phylloxera), 1706 nucleotides. RefSeq names its product beta-1,3-galactosyltransferase brn-like. The coding region runs from base 559 to 1635 and encodes 358 amino acids. Gene Ontology annotation, cellular component: membrane. Lineage: Eukaryota; Metazoa; Arthropoda; Insecta; Hemiptera; Phylloxeridae. Gene Ontology annotation, molecular function: hexosyltransferase activity; UDP-glycosyltransferase activity. The record is from RefSeq and is a predicted model, not a curated record. The transcript is spliced from 2 exons.
CUUCUUUAUUGUCAAAUAAGAAUUAAUGCUAAAUCGGUGUCUUAUUAACUGAUAAACCAUUGAAACUAUUUAAGAUAAAUGUAAUCAUCAAUUAUUACUCGCAGUGAAAUCCAACUAGAUAUUACUGUUAUAUAUUUUUAUUAUAUCAUAUUAUAUUUGCUAUUAUGGCUCAAACAUACUUAGGUUUACAAAUUUGUAAAACUUAAAAAAAAAUGUAACUUUAAGUUCGGUUUUCGAAUCUUAUAUAGAAAUGUAUUUUGAAAUAAUGGUCCGACAUUGUAAGAAAAUCCUUCGAAUACUUUUGCUCCGACAACAAUUACUGCGAAUACCUGGUAACGAAAUUAAGAUUUUACUUUUAUGCUCCACGUAACCUUAUUUGAUGUAAUAAAUUUUUAAGUGAUUGAAAUAAUUUAGUAUGCAAUGUCAUAAAAUUUGGAUUGCUCUUUGCAUUUAUAUAUAAAUUGUUUAUAAUCUACUGCAAUAUUAAUUAAUUUUUCGAGGAAACAGGUUAGAUUUUUAAAACUCAUUUAUUUUAGACUAUUUAUAAUUGUUAAAAUUAUGUAUCUGCCAAAUAUAACAAGAACUAUUUUUUAUAUGAUUAAAUUUAAAAAAUAUUUGAAGUAUAUUUUUAUAAUUGUAUUAUGGCUAAUAUAUUACUUUGGGAUCUUUACUCAUUUCUUUGAACUGGAUUAUUAUAAACACUUUUCAUACCCAUUGGAAACUGAUAUAAAAAGUUGCAUUUUAAAUUUAAAAGGGUUCAUACCUGAGCAACUGUCUUGCAAAAUUAUUAACCCAUAUGAAUUCAAUUUGUUGUUGACAAAUAAUAAAUGUGAUCAAAAUGUACAUUUAUUGAUAUUAGUUAAAUCAGCACUAUGCAAUUUUGAGAAAAGAGCAAGUAUUAGAAAAACUUGGGGUUUUGAAAAUAGAUUUUCUAAUAGGCCUACUAGAACAAUAUUUGUCAUAGGAACCACUAAUGACAUGAACUUACAAAAACUUGUACAAAUUGAACAUGAAAAUUAUGGUGAUAUUGUGCAAUAUAAUUUUGUAGAUGAUUAUUAUAAUAAUACUUUGAAGACUUUAGGUGCCAUUACUUGGGCAUCAACAUUUUGUAGAAAUUCCACUUAUUAUUUCUUUUCUGAUGAUGAUAUGUAUGUAUCAAUAAAAAAUUUAUUUCAAUACUUGCAAAAUCCAUUUGAGUAUCCAAAUAAUAUAAUUAAUGAAGUAGUGAAAUCUCAAUCCAUACAGGAAGUAUCAGAAACAUUUUACUCUGGAUAUGUUUUUAAUUCAUCGCCAUUUAGAAGUCAUACAAGUAAAUGGUACGUUUCACUUUCCGAGUACCCAUAUCACAUGUGGCCUACUUAUGUCACCGCUGGUGCAUAUAUUAUGUCUCGUUCAACUUUGAUUGAAUUCCAUUAUGCCAGUUUCUUCACCAAAAGAUUUCGUUUUGAUGAUAUAUAUUUAGGUAUAUUAGCAAAAAAAUUAAAUAUUACUCCACUUCAUUGUAAGCAUAUUUAUUUUUAUAAAAAGCAUUAUAGUAUUACAAAUUAUAAAUAUGUAAUUGCUAGUCAUGGUUAUGAUAACAGUGAUGAAUUACUAAAUGUUUGGUUAGAACAAAAAAGUUUUGGUAAUGCAUAAAAAUAUUUUGAUAUUCAAUACAUAAGAUUAUGAGUUAGUGAUCAACUAAUAAAUACAUAUAAAUGACAAUA